CCCCCCGUCUCUCUCCCCAUCCUCCUUUCUUCUUUCCUUCUUUCCUUCUUUUCUCUUUCUUCUUUCUUCUUUCUUCUCCUCGUCCAGCUCCUUCUCCUUCCUCUCUUCUUCUCUCCUUCACCGCUGACCAUUGCCUCCCCGAGAACUUCUUGACCCAGGAACUUCCAACAGCCAAAUCCAAGUCAUGCGUGGCUCAUCCUACUUCAAGCGGCCAGCAGAGUACUACCGCAGGACUCAAUGGACCUAUCCUGAUACCCUCCGCAUUCGUGGAUCCGUCAUUCCUUCAGUACUCACGGAUGUGGUUAUUAUCACCUCGUUCAGUGCCACCAUCUUGGCCAUCGAAAAGUUCAACUGGCUGGAGCGCUCCCUCAAUGUCCCCAAUAUGAUUGUGCCUGCACUGUCCGUGGUCGUCGGUUUGAUUCUGGCCUUCCGUACCAACACUGCCUAUGAUCGUUACUGGGAGGGUCGUAAGCUGUGGGCGAGUCUCGAUGUCCAGAUCCGCAACUUCUCACGUAUGAUCUGGGUCGGCAUGAAGGACACCCCCCACAGCGCCACCGAUGGCGGCGUUGCCGGAUCCCGUGGGUCAGUCCGCGUCUAUGCUCAUCAGCUCUUUGGUCGCAACAAUAGCAGUAGCUCCAUGAAGAGCGUUGCUAAGAACGGUGCCCUCGCCACCACCACUACCAACGCCAGCAAUAGUACCGUCCGUGGCGAAAGUGUCUCCCACUCGACCUUGAUUGAUCUCGACUCGGAUAUCCACCACGAGGAUGUCCACGAGAAGGUUCUUGUCAUCCGUCUGCUUUUGGCCUUUGCUGUUUCAGUGAAGCACCAUCUCCGCCAAGAGUUCGGUAUCCGCUACUAUGAUCUCGAGAAGCUCUUGCCUGAGGGCUACGAACCCUGCGCUGCGACCGAUCAUGUGGAUACCAAGGCUCAACACGACAAGGCCCUUGGUGAUCGUCAGCGCCUCUACAACGAGGAGUCCUGGAACAUCCAUGUCGGUAACGAGGAUGGUCAGAUGUCGCUUCCUCUCGAGAUUGCUCACGGAUUGUCGCUGUGGGUCAUUGCCGAGGCGCGUCAAAGCAGGAUUGAGAGCGCAUUGAUUGGAAACUUGUUGGGAUCGAUCAACUCUAUGACCGACAUCUUUACCAACAUGGAGCGCAUUGUCUUUACGCCUAUUCCUCUGGCCUACUCCAUUCACUUGCGUCAGGUCGUUUACUUGUACUGCUUGGCCUUGCCCUUCACGUUCAUCGCUGCUCUUGGUUGGUUGACUGUCCCGUUGAUGUGCUUGGUCUCGUUCACGCUCUUUGGAAUGGAGGCCAUCGGCAGAGAGAUCGAGAACCCUUUCGGAAAGGAUGCCAACGAUCUGCACAUGGACGAGUUCUGCAGAGACUUGAAGCGCGAGCUCGACUAUACUGUCAACCUCAAGAAUUUUGUUCCCGGUGCCCAUGCCUAAAAUGGCGUAAAGCACUCAAUUGGUGGUCCGCGCUGCCGAUUCAGUUUCUGUUUUUGAAUUAGCAAUAUUGCAAUGUUGCACUGUGAAUAUUAAAAAAAAAAAAAGUUGCUGUUU
This is a messenger RNA of Gamsiella multidivaricata, 1564 nucleotides long. Its product is annotated as Bestrophin, RFP-TM, chloride channel-domain-containing protein. Gene Ontology annotation, molecular function: chloride channel activity. Lineage: Eukaryota; Fungi; Mortierellomycota; Mortierellomycetes; Mortierellales; Mortierellaceae. The record is from RefSeq and is a predicted model, not a curated record. The transcript is spliced from 4 exons. The coding region runs from base 185 to 1450 and encodes 421 amino acids.